This is a messenger RNA of Aureobasidium pullulans EXF-150, 433 nucleotides long. RefSeq lists its product as uncharacterized. NCBI's taxonomy places the organism in Eukaryota, Fungi, Ascomycota, Dothideomycetes, Dothideales, Saccotheciaceae. The transcript has a single exon. The coding region runs from base 62 to 340 and encodes 92 amino acids. The record is from RefSeq and is a predicted model, not a curated record.
AAGCUUGACAUUGACAGUUCAACAUGCUUCGUUCUGCCAGGUGGUGUUUGGUGCAGAAUGCAUGACUGUGUACCUCGGCAGAAGCCAAGAGACUUUGGGAGCCAGCAGCAAUAUGGUUGUCAUGGUUGUCUUUUCAUGGUACUUCUGGCCGAGAUAUCUCAAGAGGCAAGGUCACUCUCUGCUCGCAUCACUGGCAUGUGGCAUGUGGCAUGUGCGCUCAGGCACAUGCGCUGAAGCAAUGAGUGCGAAGACCCUGCGUGGUUUGACAUGUGUUCAAGGGCCAAGCAAUUCGUCGUACGCAGAGGCUUCGAAUGAAAGCAUUUGGACGUUGCGGAUGUAGGUUGAGGUAUUCUUUGCACACAUUGGAUUCAAGCCAAAGCACGUCUUGUAGAGGAAGCCGUGUAUGAAAGCCUGUCGAGAGUAGGAAAAGAUG